GUGGUCCCCACUACCCAUUCAUGAUCUCUAAUCUCUUGCCAAUUGCCAUACAUAGCCCACAACACAUACAUACUCUGGAGACUAUUGACUUUAAAACUCUCUCAGUCUACUCCCCUCUUCAAGUACUCUAUCCUUGAAUCUUCCUAUAGUUGACCCACUCCUUUCCACUUCCUUCCCUCCCUCCUUCCCUCCUAAACAAUUUUCUCCUUUCUCCUUUCUCCUUUCUCCUUUCUCCUUUCUUUCUACUAUUAUAUCCUUUAGUUUUCUUUUUAUUUCCAAAUAUUACUUUUUCAUUUACAAUUUCUUCCUAUUCAGAUUAAAUGUCAUAUUUGACUGGAAAAAUUUAUUAAUAAAUUAUUUAAUUUGAUAAUCUUAUUUUGAGAUAAAUUAAACAAAAUUUAACACGACUAUAAUAUUGCUUAUAGAUUAAAAAUAAAAUACAACUUAAGAGUAAUUGGUUAAAAAUAUUAAAAGUCAAAUAAAACACUUAUGCCGAAUCAAAUAUAAUAUAUUAUUAUAUCUUUUAAUUUUUUUUUAUUUCCAAAUACCACCUUCUUAACUAGGAGUAGUACUAAAUAUUUCUUCAUUUUAUUUUCUUUUUUCCCCAUUAAUAAUUAAGUACAUCAAAACUUCUUAUAUAUAUAGCCCUCUACCUCACUCAAACCCCACAUAAACUCAAACCAAACUCAUCAAACUCAACACCAUAAAAUCAACAUUUAACCCACCUUCAUCUCUUUCUCUCUCUACUUUCUCUCUCCAAAACUCAAGGCUUAAUUCUUCCAUUAAACAUAAAAUGGAUUCAUCAUCACCAAGUAGCGUGGAUGAAUGUUCUUCCACAAGUGAUUCCUUAACUAGCACAACACCUCCUCUUCCUCCUACUCUUAUCCGUACACUCAUCCCCACGGCUCCCUUCAAGGCUUCAACCGCCGCCACCAAGCCGGGAAGCCUUUGUCGUAUGGGAAGUGGUACCAGCGUCAUAAUCGACUCCGAAAACGGCGUGGAAGCCGAGUCAAGAAAACUCCCAUCUUCCAAAUACAAAGGUGUAGUCCCACAGCCUAACGGCCGUUGGGGAGCUCAAAUCUAUGAGAAACACCAACGUGUAUGGCUUGGAACCUUCAAUGAAGAAGACGAAGCGGCUCGAGCUUACGACGUCGCGGCUCAACGAUUCCGUGGCCGUGACGCCGUUACUAACUUUAAGCCGUUAUCGGCUGAAGAUGAAGCCGGCUCAGCCGAGCUGAGAUUCCUUAACUCACGCUCAAAAGCCGAGGUUGUAGAUAUGCUUAGAAAACAUACUUACCUAGAUGAACUUCAACAAAGCAAACGUAAUUACAAAGCAGAUUUCGAUAAAAUCGGGUCAACCCAUUUAAUAUCGGAUAAAUCCAAACCGGAAAACACCAUUAACGGGUUUGGUAAAGAACAGUUAUUUGAAAAGGUUGUUACUCCCAGUGAUGUCGGGAAGUUAAACAGGUUAGUUAUUCCUAAACAACACGCAGAAAAACAUUUCCCACUUCAAGCUAAUAAUAAUAAUGGAAAUGGAAAUGGAAAUGGGAUUUUAUUCUCUACAUCUUCAAAUAAUUCAUCAAAAGGUGUACUCCUUAAUUUUGAAGAUGUGAAUGAAAAAGUAUGGAGAUUCCGAUAUUCAUAUUGGAAUUCCAGUCAAAGUUAUGUGUUGACCAAAGGCUGGAGUAGAUUUGUUAAGGAAAAGAGUUUAAAGGCUGGAGAUGUUGUUAGUUUUCAGAGAUCUACCGGGCCGGAUAAACAGCUUUAUAUUGAUUAUAAGCAAAGGAAUUGUGAUGGGUUGUUGGGCCGGGUUAUGGAGGGUCCGGUUGAUGUUGGGUCAACGGGUCAAAUGCUCCGGUUGUUUGGGGUGGAUAUAUGUAAAGUUCAUCAUCCUAUUGUUGUCAAUGUGGUGGGUGAUGGGAAUGGGAAUGGAUGUGGGAAUGGGAAAAGAUUGAGGGAAGUGGAGUUGUUGGCUAUGGAGUCUAGCAGUAAGAAGCAGAUGGUGGUUGCUGCCUUGUGACAUCUAAUUUAGUUUUCUUUUUUUUUUUUUGUUUGGGUUGUUUUUAUUUUAAUUUUUUGUUUUUUUUUUUGAAAUUUAAAUUAGUUUUUUAAUGUGGAGAUAGGUGUAGGGUGCAGGUUGUGCAAGUUGCAAUAUGUAAAUUAGUAUAACAACAAAGAUGAAAGAAAUAAUGAAUAGAAAGAAGGAAAAGAAAAAGAAAACAGCUGAAGAGAGCUGGGUAGUAGUUAUGUUGUAAUGUAAACUGCAGAAAAAACUGUAUGAAAGGAAGGAAAGUUCAAAAGCAAUGGAAAACUGUCCAUUCCCUUUUUGUA
Molecule: messenger RNA, 2331 nt
Organism: Amaranthus tricolor (Joseph's coat)
Lineage: Eukaryota; Viridiplantae; Streptophyta; Magnoliopsida; Caryophyllales; Amaranthaceae
Product: AP2/ERF and B3 domain-containing transcription factor RAV1-like
Exons: 1
Coding region: 794-2020 (408 amino acids)
Biological process (GO): regulation of DNA-templated transcription
Molecular function (GO): DNA binding; DNA-binding transcription factor activity
Source: RefSeq, a predicted model, not a curated record